UGGUGGGAGCCUUGAGAGGCCAUAAGAAGGCCGUGUUGUGCUUGGCCGUCGUGUCGGAUUUGGUCUGCAGCGGCUCGGCGGACAAGACGAUCAGAAUUUGGAGAGGGGUCGCCGGAAAUUAUCUUUGUUUGAUGGUUUUGGAAGGCCAUAACGGUCCGGUCAAGUGUUUGGCGGCGGCCGUUGAUCGCUGCAACCAAAACGACAUGUCGUUUAUGGUUUAUAGUGGUGGUUUGGACUGUGAUAUCAAGGCGUGGCAAAUUUCUGUUCCUCUUCUUUAAAAAAACUAAACUCAAAUAAUACUUAGGUGCUCAUGGUUAGUAUACCUAUUUUGUCGAUCAUUAGUAAAAUUUUUAAUGCAAAAAACAAAUGUAUUUUUUUUCUGUUUUUCAAAAAAAUUAAAAGGCCGUCCAAUUUUUAGUCGUGGUCAGUGGAUCUGAUUGAUAAGUAUCUAAGUAUUAAGUAUUAUUCUAGAGAUUUUCUUUAGUUUGGUUCCAAGGGAUUUGUGUACAUAGAGUUUAGUUUAGUGCAUUUGUAUCUUUCGUUUCUCUUUUAAGGAGUGUUGCUUGGUUUGCAAGAGAGAUUAUAUGGCAAACCGGAAGAGGUUUGCAAAUAUGAAGAAAAUUAGUUUAUGAAUAUUAUUCGAAAAGAGUUCAUAUUGAUUUGAA
Molecule: messenger RNA, 665 nt
Organism: Momordica charantia (bitter melon)
Lineage: Eukaryota; Viridiplantae; Streptophyta; Magnoliopsida; Cucurbitales; Cucurbitaceae
Product: Transducin/WD40 repeat-like superfamily protein
Molecular function (GO): protein binding
Source: RefSeq, a predicted model, not a curated record